Prunus armeniaca (apricot) is the source of this 1365-nucleotide messenger RNA. NCBI's taxonomy places the organism in Eukaryota, Viridiplantae, Streptophyta, Magnoliopsida, Rosales, Rosaceae. The record is from the annotation of a GenBank genome assembly.
AUGGCUGUUGAGGAUUACAGUGAAGCCACAGGGUCAAACGCCUCUGUUGCAGCUGCCGAUUGCAGUCUAAAAGGCGAUGCACAAUCUAAACCAGUGAUUGAACUCAAGGAGAUAUCUUCCUUUGGCAAUGACCAUACACCUAAGAUCAGGAAACCUUACACAAUUACAAAACAAAGAGAAAAAUGGACAGAGGAAGAGCAUCACAAGUUCCUUGAAGCCUUGAAAUUGUAUGGCCGAGGUUGGCGUCAAAUAGAAGAACAUGUAGGCACCAAAACUGCAGUUCAGAUUCGAAGUCAUGCUCAAAAGUUCUUCUCUAAGGUAUCUAAGGAGUCGAGCGGACCAAGCGAAGGCUCCAUCACACCAAUUGAGAUACCUCCUCCGCGGCCUAAGCGGAAGCCCGUGCAUCCUUAUCCACGUAAAUCAGUCGAUUCUCUCAUUGGAUCACCAGAAAGGUCACCGUCCCCGCAUUUUUCAGUUGCUGGGAAGGGCCAAGAAUCGCCUACUUCAGUAUUAUCUGCACUUGGUUCAGAUAUACUGGGGUCUGCAGCUUUGGACCAGCCUAGCAGAUCUGCAACCCCAACUUCAUGUACCACUGACAUGCGCUCAACCGUCUUAUCCCAUGUUGAAAAAGAGAAUGAUUACAUGACAUCCAACUCAUCCACUGAAGAAGUGAAAGAGUCCGUGCCAUCAGUUCAGUUAUCUGCCGACUCAACUCCGGAAAAAUUUGCGUGCAUGAAACAUGGAUCAGGUUCCAAUCACAUUGUGAGUACAGAAGGAGAUGCUGGCAGUCCAAGAGCUUCCCCAAGUAUUAAGCUAUUUGGAAGGACGGUUUUGGUAUCAGACUUGGAUAGACAAUCUCCACCUGGUAGUGUUACCAAGGAUUCAAAGGCUAAACAAGAGAAUUGUCAGAGGGAGAAUGAUAAGCUUGCUCAAACAUUAAGAUUGGAUGAGUUAGACACGCGUUUGUCACUCGGUGGAAUUGUGGAACACCAAAAACAGAGCCCUAAUUCUCAGAAAGUUAACCCUGAUGCUCCUCCGCCAUGGUGGUUUAUGCAUGAUGGUUUAAUACCAUUUUUUCAAGUCAGAUCAUGUAACCAAAACUCAGUUCAAAUACAGGCCAAUUCUUGUGCGGAUGAAACAAUGAAAGAGACGGAAACGUCUUUAUCACACGAUGGUUCAGUUAGUGCAGUGGAAAUUUUAGCAGAGAAGCAUUUAGAGGCUGCUGAUGCGUUAUGCGAAGAGACUCGAUCUCUCCCUUGCAGUUCAAGAAAGGGGUUUGCACCAUACAAAAGAUGCUUAGCAGAUAGAAAUAUGAACUCAUCAGGAGAGAUGAGGGACAGACAGCGGGCUCGUGUCUGCUCAUAG